This is a messenger RNA of Fraxinus pennsylvanica, 705 nucleotides long. The record is from the annotation of a GenBank genome assembly. NCBI's taxonomy places the organism in Eukaryota, Viridiplantae, Streptophyta, Magnoliopsida, Lamiales, Oleaceae.
AUGUUCAAGUCGUUCUGGGGUUCUCAGGAGCAACAAGCUCAGCCACAUCCACAAGAAAUUUCUACAGAUUCGUGGUACCCACCAUCUGUUGUCAGUUCAACCAGUUCUUCACGUCCCACAACACCCACUGCCAGCUCAUCCAGCAACUUAAGCAUACCAAGGCCCCCAGAUCGAUCAAACUCUAUGUCAAAUAUUUCUCCUGCAGAGGCUGCAGGUAUCAUCGCUCUGUUGAAAGAUAAAAGCCUUGAUGACCUUCGGAAGCUUUUGUCUGACAAGGAUGCGUAUCAAAACCUCUUCCAUUCACUCGAACCUGUCAAAACUCAAAAUAGGGUGAGAGAUGAACUUCGGAACGAAACACUGCAACUUACUAGAGCGAAUCUGGAAAAAGAACCACAGAUAAUGGAGCUCAGGAAUCAGUGCAGAAUCAUCCGCACAACUGAGCUGGCUACUGCCCAAGAAAAGUUACAUGACUUAGAGAGGAAGAAAGAGGAGAUUCUGAAACUUUAUUCCCCGGCAUCACUCCUCCAUCGACUUCAAGAGGCAAUGAAUGAAACAGAAGAGGAAUCUGAGGCCCUCCACAGGCAGCUUCUUGAUAGGGAGAUUGAUCUUAUAUCUUUUGUACAAAAGUACAAGAAGUUGCGCAACAUGUACCAUAAGCGUGCACUUACCCAUCUUGCUGCAAAGACAUCUAUAACCAAGCAGUGA